CCCUUUUGACUGUAUUAAUCAUGAUAUUUCGCUUUCUAGUCUGUCCUACAGAUAUGGUUUUUCAGGUCUAGCAUUGAACUGGUUCUCAGAGUGUGUCAUUGAUGACAAUACCCCUGAGGAUAUCCGACAAAUCGGAUUGUCUGCAAACGAAUCGGUUUUGGUAACCUCGCCGGACAGCCCAAACAAUUAUCCGAAUAACGUCCACACCACGUGGAUCAUCGAAGUCGUCGCUGGAGAAAGCGCCACUUUAACAUUCUUGACCUUUGACCUCGAGGAAGGGUAUGACAAUUUGAAGGUCGGUUUCGGGAGUGUCCCGGGAUUGGAGGAAAGUCGGUUGAUAACACUUAGUGGUAGCACCUUACCGACAGAGAUUAACACCCGACACCGAACUGCAUGGUUGGUGUUUACUUCAGAUUCUGCAAUCGGCGGCGAUGGAUUCGAACUUGAAAUUCGCGGAAAAGAAGAGACCACCGACAUAUCUCCACUGGAUUUCGAGGAACAAGAUGGCGGAUCCCUCUUCAUUUAUUCCCAGAACCAGUCCGACUCUCGCCAUGCCUACCCUCACAAUUCUUUGGUUUCUUACACCAUAGAGGCCCCUGAAGGAUCCUACAUCUACAUCAAAGUACUGUCUCUUGAUACAGAAUACGGGAAAGAUGUCCUGUUCGUCGGGGAAGGUCAAGAGGUUGGAAACAGGGAGACAAUUCGCGACACAUUCACGGGAAACUUGCACAAGAAAUAUUCCACAGUGGAAUCCAAGUCCCGGAACCUUUGGAUGAUGUUUGUGAGCGACUGCAAAAACUCCGGUGCUGGAUACGAGAUCGCGAUCGAAUUGGUUACACCCAAUAUUCGCCUCUCCCUGAAUGAAACCAUCACCAUCUACUCGACUACGAAUCUCGAAUUCUCUUCGCGUCAGUUUAGCGUCGCAAGAUGGCGAGUGGAAGCUCCUGACGAUACCGUCAUGAAUAUUCGAUUCUUGGAGUUCGACCUCGCCGUCAGCCUCGAGUUCUUCGUGGUCAUUGACGGUCUUCGCCCUCACAAUCGUGAACGGUAUCGCUUCGAGUAUGAGGGUAACAAACUGCCUCCUGACAUCGUUUCACUCAGUAAUCGGAUGAAUAUAAUCUUCGCAGCCUACUCGGACACGCUAAACGGUACCUUUGUUAUAAAUGUAACGGCGAGGACAGUACAACCAGGUGAUCUGUCCCCGACAUACGUGCCUGCUGGGGGAACCAUUUACAUGACAUCACCAAACUACCCUGGACAUUAUCCGAACUACUUCCAGCGUGUCUGGGUGGUGACUGCUCCGAAAGGGUACAUCAUUCGCUUCCGGUUUCUAGACCUUCGUCUACCGAAUGAUAACGAUUAUCUGGCACUCGGAGAUGGGUUUUACUACCUUGCAGAUGGAUCCCAUAUUAUUAGCGUGGGUGGCCCAUUAACUAGUGGACCCCCUGACAGAUACUACACCGAGACGAACGCCCUCUUCUUACAUUUUAAGUCUGACCCAACAGAUGGGAACGGUGGAUAUAAAGUAGAGGUCUCGGCUAUAACAUUGCCAAUUGUCCUAGACGUCAACGACGUCCAUAUUCUAGAAUCACCAGCAUACCCGAUGCCUUAUGAAAACAACGUCUUCAUCGAAUGGAACGUCCAAGUGCAACCUGGUUUCGGGGUCCUUCUCCGAUUCAUAGUCUUUGGCAUGACUGAUCACGGAGACAUUCUCUCUAUUGGAAAGGGCACGGAUUCGAACGACACGAACAGCGUCGCGGCCAGAUUCACGGGUGACCUUGCUUCAUCAGAUUUUGUGGUUUGGUCAGAGAGAGUCUGGAUAAGGUUCACCACGGACUCAUCAGGGAUAGGAGAUGGAUUUGUGAUAGAGCUUCGGCCCAUUCAAGGAGAAGGUUACUGUCUUAUCCCUCUAGGUAUGACGAGCGGUUGGAUACCUGAUGGCAGUCUCUCUGCAACUAGCCGAAAAGACAAGGAGCAUAGCCCUAGCGAAGCUAGGCUUCACGGUACUUCCUCAUGGAUACCCGACCCUGAAGUGGACGACUCCACCAUCCAGGUAAAUUUCGAUCAAGGUCACUAUAUCACGGGAAUCUUGGUACAAGGAGGAUCAGUAAGCGUAGGGACAUGGGUGGAGUCACUACUGGUCAUGUUCGACGACGACAGUGCAGAGAUAAUCCAUGGAAAGUGGGAUCCGGAGGCAAUUUCCAUAAUUCUCUUUGCACGCCCUCGAUUGACUCGUCAUAUCCAAAUCACACCAAGGAGCAAGGAUCCAUCUCUUCUGUCUCUGCGUCUUGAGAUACUUGGAUGCCAAAAGGGUUGUCACUUUGAUCUCGGCAUAUCGUCGGGUAUACUGACAUCAGCAUGGAGCCAGAACACUGUCAAUGAUUCAUAUUCGGACUUUGAUAGUUUGAGGCUAUUGCCUUAUGAUCACAGACCACUGACAGGAUGGGUAGGGCGAUCUUCAAGUGAUCCUGAUUCGGCCGAUGUUUUCAUCGGAACAACCACCGUUGUCCGGGAAAUAAUUAUUCAACAGUGUGCCAAUGCACGACUUCUUUCAUUCAACCUGGCUGCUAUGUCAGAUGAUGCUUCACGAACAUUUCAUUACAAUAUAUCUGACUGUGACAAGGCGAUGUGCAAAGCAUAUCUACCUGAAGGAAUCGUAGCUACACGAUACAAGAUACUUCCUACAGAAUGGAUUGAUGGAUUAUGUUUCCGGCUGGAGCUUCUAGGAUGUCAUGCAAUUGAAUGUGCUUCGCGAUUUUGUGAAGAGAACUGCUCAUCGGCGUUUCUGUCCCCCGGCGUAGGAAGGGAUAUUGCAAUGUACCAAUCCAGAACAUUCCCUCCUCGUGCCAUGUGCCACCAAGAAAUUUCAUUACCAACAGGACAGUAUGUGGUGUUCAUUUUCCACGGUUUCCAGCCACAAACUGACGGGAACGGAAAUGCUGAUGGUGUUCUCUCGCUCACUGACUCAGUCGAUGAGACGGAAGUGUCCUUUGACCUCAAUGAAGUGCCAUCAGUCUUUGUAUCAUCCUCUUCAAAUCUAUUGGUAACCUUACUGUCAGGAUUGCUCACCGGCAUCUCAAGAGCUGUAGUUGCGUACGGUUCUGUAGGUAAACCUGGUUGUAGCAAGAGUACCGACGUUGCAAGUGAGAAUUCCUUCUCCUGCAAGCAAAGCUCUGGUUUCUUGAUGUCACCUGGCUACUUCGCUUCCUAUGCCCCUAAUCUGGACCUCUCGUGGGACAUAGCGACCAAACCAUGGACGCAGAUCAGCCUGGCUUUCGUCGAACUCGAUGUGACCUCAUUGGAACAAUCAUGCGAUGAAGACUACGUCAUUGUUAUGGAUCUUUCAUCUCAGAGCUCACUCGGGCGAUUCUGCGAUCAGAAGAAACCUCAGGGAUCGGUUGUGUCCUCGUUAAACAGAAUGGAGAUCACGUUCCACUCUGACAGUAUCGGAAGUGGCUACGGGUUCAUAGCUGAAUACUCUUCGUCGAUACUCAUCCCUGAUGCGGUCAACACCACAAAGAAUCACUCCUGUCCCGAUGGAUGGGUCGUUUUCAAAGGUUCCUGCUACCGUUUGAUCAUCAGCCACGAAGCUCUUACUUGGAACGAGGCAGAACUGGUUUGCCAGGAAAGCCUUGGUGGUCACCUAGUGAGCAUUCGUGAUGAAGACGAAAUGAUCUUUCUACAUUAUAUGAUCUCUUCCCAAUGGGAGGCGACAGAGACCGAGACAUAUAUCGGUCUCGGUAGAAGAGAUGAACGUGGAAUAUUUCAUUGGACAGAUGGAACACCAAUGUCUUACACAGAUUGGUACAGUCCUCCCCCAGGAACUGGGGGUGCAAAGCAGCCCGAUGGGGGCUUGCUUGAAGCAUGUACUAUGUUUGUCUUCGAUUCGGCCACUUCGACAGAUCUUUCGACCAAUCUCUGGCAUGAUGUGGCGUGUGCAUCUCCCGAAACAGAGCAGUUUAUUUGUGAAAUAGGGAUGCCUGGAAAAACAAUUAUACCAGUGGAAGUAAAGACAACUGUACCGACAGGAGGUCCCGUCAGCAACUGCGGAAUGGCACUUUUCCAGUGCUCCACGGGUGAAUGUAUCAACAAGGUAUUCAGUUGUGACGGGACGGUUGACUGUCGAGAUGGAAGUGAUGAAGACACUUGCCAAGAAGAAUGUUCAUCCGACCAGUUCCGAUGCAGUGACGGGUCUUGUAUAUCAAUAUCCUUCUAUUGCGAUUCCAUUCCGCACUGCUUGGAUAAUUCAGACGAAAGUGACUGUGCCCUACCACCAUGCACUGAAGACGAGUUUGAGUGUAGUAAUGGACAGUGUGUUUCUGCCGCUAAGAGAUGUGAUUUCAUCAAUCAUUGUUACGAUUCGUCCGACGAAGACGGAUGUGUUUUGGAGGUUUCCCCAUCUGCCUUCCAGUGCUACGAUGGCUCGUUAUUUCCAGCGAAGAUCCAAUGCGAUGGGGUAAUAGACUGCAUAGGAAAUACCAACGAGGACGAACAUGGGUGCGCGUACAACACGCUGGAUGAUGCUUGCCGUUCGGCUGCCAAUAUCACGUGUAGCAACAUAGCAUGCGCACCACAAGCCACACGAUGCCUUUACGAACUGGAUAAAUACGGCUUUUUCACCGGAUGUCGUGACGUCACACAUCUAAGAGACUGUGGAGAUUUUGAGUGCCCAGAGUCUUAUCUUAAGUGCCCAUCAUCUUACUGCAUCCCCCUGCGGUAUCGGUGCAAUGGGAGACUGGACUGCCCUUCUGGAGAAGAUGAAGCUAAUUGUGGUGUAGAUGAGUAUAAAUGCCCGGAUGGAUCAUAUCAAUGCCAUGGACAGUUGUUUUGCAUCAGCCAUGAUCACGUGUGUGAUGACGUCAUUCAUUGCCCGGAACAAGACGACGAGCUUUUCUGUGAACAAUGUCCCGGAGGAUGUACGUGCGUUGGACUGUCCUUUUCCUGUCACCCAGACUCGGUGGACUUCAUCGUCUUUCCCCGACAGCUAAGAAAAUUAUCUCUGGUUUGUGACGUGCUAGCUGACCCAUGCAAUGCGUCCUUGACCAUUGUGACGAAUGAUGAUGUCACAGACGGGAGAGGAAAUAGCCUCGUGCCUCUGACAAUGCCUUAUUUAAUUACUCUAUCGUUAGAAUCGUCUUCUCUAGAAGAAAUUCAACUUGGAGCUUUUCAAGAAAACAAAAACCUCUUGGAUUUGAAUCUGGCGGGCAACAAUGUUAAAAGCAUAUUUCGAGGAACGUUUGAGGGACUCCAUCGGAUACAAACAUUGAAUCUCUCGGCUAAUCCACUCAGCGUAGUCGAGGCGGGAGCGUUCGGAAAUUUGACCCUUCUUCAAGAACUGGAUAUUCGUGGGACUGACAUUGCUGUUACCACGAACAUCGGACACGAUAUGUUCCUUGGCUUGGAGAACUUGCAGAUCAUACAUGCAGACCGCUACGUCUUCUGUUGUCUAGCGGGACUGGUGGAUUCAGUCGGCUGCAAUGCGCCGAGGGAUCAGUUUUCAUCUUGCGAAGAGCUCAUGGCGAGCGAAGUUCUGCGGAUCUUCAUCUGGAUCCUCGGAGGGAGCGCUUUCAUCGGAAACGGCUUCGUGUUCAUCUACAGGGUGAUCCAUCAGAAGAGAGACAGGAAAACCAUUGUUCAGUCGAGUUUCAUCACGAACUUGGCCGUGUCUGAUUUUAUGAUGGGCCUGUACAUGAUCACCAUUGCGUCGGCCGACAUAUACUUCAGAGGGAACUAUGCCUUGCAUGCUGAUGCUUGGCAGUCCAGCGUCCUCUGCAAGUUAGCGGGAAUGCUUUCGGUAGUAUCGAGCGAGGCGUCUGUCUUGUUCAUCAUGAUGAUCAGUGUUGACCGGUGCAUCCACGUCCUCCUACCCUUCAAGAAGGGGCUUCACCUCUCUCCUAUGGCUGCAAGAUGUACCCAGCUAAUCAUAUGGGCCAUCGGAGUUUUGGUGAGCGUCAUACCCUUGAUGAUCCCUUCGUAUAACCAAGGCAACUUCUACGGGCAGUCUGGAGUCUGUUUGGCCCUACCCUUGACAGUUGAUCGUCCUGCAGGAUGGCAUUACUCUAUCUCGUUGUUCAUCGGUGCCAACUUUGCGGCCUUUCUUACAACCCUGCUCUGUUACGUGGCCAUUUACAUCCGCUAUCGGCAGUCCAAACGGAUGAUAUCUCAGACUGGGAAGGUGUCAAGGGAUGAUAAAAAGCUGAGUGAAGAUAUCAAGUUGGCUUGGAAGAUGUUGCUGAUUGUAGGAACAGACCUGAUCUGCUGGUUCCCCAUUAUCAUCAUGGGCCUCUUGUCAGCGGCAGGGAAACUUGUUAUAUCUGCUCAGGUGUAUGCUUGGACGGCAGUCUUCGUCCUUCCUGUUAACUCGUCACUCAACCCGUACCUCUAUACACUCUCCACCAUGCACGGAAAGAAACAGACAUCCAAGAAAUCUGGCUGGUCGGCGACAGAAGAAAAUAAAACAAUGGAAAGUGGCAUGUGGGACGGAGAUGGUCCUUCUUCUAAGACCAAGGCUACCACCCCCUUUUCCAUUGUACCCACCAUGGUUGCGCAGUUCCUUGAACAUUGGUUGAUAAAUGAAUCACGUGACUUGACCCUGCACGAACUUGACGUCAUCAGACGAGACAUUGGGCAGUCAUGGGACCUCUUGCAAAAGGCCGGCAACGCCAACACAAUGGAUGGGUAUUUCAAGAAUAUUAUAGUUCAAACUGAUGCAGCUAAUACGAUUCAAAGGGCAUUCGUGGUUCUGGAUCCUCCAUCAUUCAACGUUGAACAUGUUGAAAAGGACGAUCAAUUCAAUGGCAGAUCGAACAAUCCCGAAGCUAACCAAACCAAGGUUCUGGAAGUGCUCAAGGGACUCAGUGAAUCUCGACAUUAACCAACAGAAGAGGCAACAUGACUAGAGGAGGCCUCUAUAUUCCUGUGCAAGCAAGGGCAGGAGCAUCCUCCACGUUUUAGAUGGGGGGGGGGCAUAAAAGUGGGGGAAAAAAUGUCAAAAAAAUUCGGCACACUCUUCGCGCGUUGAUUAAAAUCUUGUGCGCUACAUGAGUGUAACGAAAACAUUGACAAUUUUGUAUGUUUAAAAUGAGUUUUAAUGCCACGUUAUCGGAUUUAUAAUGCAUUCAAGGGGUUUUUAAACAUAAUUUCAUUGUAUAUUUUUUUUGGGGGGGAAGCUACAAAAAUAUUGGGGGCAAAUCGAUAUGUCUACACCCCCCCCCCCUUGACACCUCUGAGCAUGGUGGACCAUAAUAAUGGACUAGUGCGAAGGAUUCUUCUUCUUUUUCGAUUUUGCAAUAGUAGGCCCAUGAGAUCUAUUGUUAUCAUGGUUACAAGAUUGGAAAUCGUGAGUUUCGUUUCGAAUCUAUAUACGAUUUUUUUGUCAAGUGACCCCGGACCCUUUGGACAAAUCGGGGUCCUGUUUCAUAAAGACUUUUAUAAUAACAAAUGCACAAUUUAUAUAACAAAUUUACCAUCAGCCAUUCAGAUUGAAUGAUUUCAGUAGCUUUUAACUCUUAUUGUGAAUUUGUUAUUAUAACAAGUUUUAUGAAACAGACACCUGCUCUUUAUCAUGAGGAAUUCAAUGUCGUUCUUUUUGUCUUUAUAUAAUAGAACAAUGCUAAUGGAAUACUUAAUAUCAUGAACAAUAUAGAAAUCUUCUUGUCAUUUUAAUUUUCACUUAAGAACUUUGUCAGUAAAAUUUUGCAUCAUGCCGCGAUCGCUGUUCCUGCUUUGUAUGUUCUGCAGUCCGUUGCAGAAAGAGUUGCGUUUAAACGCAAGUCAAAAAAUCAAUCGCAAGUCCCAAAUGCGCGCUGUUGAUUGG
Lytechinus variegatus (green sea urchin) is the source of this 7816-nucleotide messenger RNA. RefSeq lists its product as uncharacterized. The record is from RefSeq and is a predicted model, not a curated record. NCBI's taxonomy places the organism in Eukaryota, Metazoa, Echinodermata, Echinoidea, Temnopleuroida, Toxopneustidae. Gene Ontology annotation, cellular component: membrane. Gene Ontology annotation, biological process: G protein-coupled receptor signaling pathway. Gene Ontology annotation, molecular function: G protein-coupled receptor activity; protein binding. The coding region runs from base 773 to 6874 and encodes 2033 amino acids. The transcript has 38 exons.